Diabrotica virgifera virgifera (western corn rootworm) is the source of this 927-nucleotide messenger RNA. RefSeq lists its product as uncharacterized. Lineage: Eukaryota; Metazoa; Arthropoda; Insecta; Coleoptera; Chrysomelidae. Bases 33 to 647 code for a protein of 204 amino acids. The record is from RefSeq and is a predicted model, not a curated record. The transcript has 2 exons.
CCCCACAACUUAGAAAGCUUGCUGAGUUCGUCAUGAAAGUCUAUGCUACCUCAUGGUUUACCAUAAAAUGUCGUCCUAAAAUUAUCCACGCAUCACAAUACUUUUUCUUCAUCGUACAGUGCACCAAGUUUUUAGACAGUGAACUGAAGGCUGUGGCUCAGUCUUCCUUGCAAAGAAACGCCUUUAUGGCUCAUCCUGAACACAUCCUUUUAGGGAUGUUGUUUGACUCUCGAAAACAUAUAAGAGCUUUGGCAGGCAAAUGGAUAGAAAAAGCUCGACAGACAGAAACAAGGGCACAUAGAGUCUUCAAACCACCACAAGUUAAUUUUGAGGCAGAAGACUACAUCGAUCUCAUUGACUGGCAAUCCACCACAGUUACAGAACCACCACUUAUAGCUGACUUCAGCAAAGAUGAGAUUGAGAUGAUUGUUAAUUCAGGAAGCAGUGAUAGAAAAGAGUUCAAAAUACCACUUCACACUCAAGCGGUAGAACGAGUUGUAAAGGAAGUUACUGCAGCUUCUAAGCACGUUUGUGGCGUUCAAGAACGAGAAGGCUUUAUAAGAUCAAGAUUAUUGGACAGAAAGUAUCUUCCUAAGUUUGAAACUAAGCGACAGUACACAUCUGCUACAGCUGUAUUGCAAAAAUAAAUUACAGAUCGAAGAAGCAUUACAAUACCUGUGGCUUUGAAGGCUAACUGGAUUUGUUUAGCCAACAUCCUUCAAGAUGAAAUAAAGAACCAUUUUAAAGAUUUUUCUUUAUCAACUUUUUAUCUGUAAUCUUUAAGUAAACUUUUGUAUUUCUUUAAUAAAUUUCGUACCUCGAUUUUUCGUUGUUACAAUUGAGAUUUUCAUAAAGAUUCCGGGUGACUUUAUGCUUAGUUACAGAUAUUAUCCUAAUUUUUAUUGUUCACUGUUAUCACGUACUUAA